Molecule: messenger RNA, 2609 nt
Organism: Sphaerodactylus townsendi
Lineage: Eukaryota; Metazoa; Chordata; Lepidosauria; Squamata; Sphaerodactylidae
Gene: TMEM161A
Product: transmembrane protein 161A
Exons: 12
Coding region: 58-1509 (483 amino acids)
Source: RefSeq, a predicted model, not a curated record
GUUCCGCAGGGCCUCUGGCUUUGGAAAUCGUUUGGCUGCAGCCGCUUCCUUGCAAAAAUGGCGGUGAUGGGGGUACAGCUGGUGGUCUCCUUGCUCGUGGCCAGUAUCAUGCAAAAAAUGGCGCCCCACUUCUCCUUUGCGCGGUGGAUCCUUUGCAGUGGAAGGUUGUUUCGGUACAGACAUCCAACCGAAGAAGAACUGUUUACCCUGGCAGGCAAACAGAAGCCGAAGGCCAGGCGGGAGCGUGGAGUGAUAGACGACAAGCCGCUGUCUGUACCCCGAGAUAUUGAUUUGCAACUCGAGAGCAGCCCCAUCACACCAGUGGAUGCCCUGGUCCUGCGCUAUUUCCUGGAAUAUCAGUGGUACGUGGAUUUUGCUGUGUAUUCGACCUGCAUAUACCUCUUCACUGAGGGCUACUACUGUGUGGUGGACCCCCGGAAAGAAGCCAACAUCGGAAUACUCUGGUGUCUGCUUACAGUCUUCUUCUCCAUAAAAAUCUUCUUCAUGGUGAUGCGUCAUUAUUUCAAAUCCGAGGAGGGGGGGGAGCGCUCGGUCUGCCUGUCCUUCGCCUUCUUCUUCCUCCUGAUCGCCAUGGUGGUCCUCAUAGUCCGGGAAGAUUACUUGGAGUUCGGCCUUGAUACAGGUCUGACCGACGUUUAUGACAACCUGGAAGUGUUCCUAAAGGAGCAAGCUUGGGAGUGGACGAUCCCGGUGACCAAGCUGGGCAUCAAACUAGGCCUGGUGGCCGUCUGCUCCUUCAUUGGCGCCUGCUUGACCUUCCCGGGGCUGCGGCUGGCUCAGACCCACCUGGACGCUCUCAAACUGGCGGCUGACCGACCAAUGAUGCAGCUCCUGCUUCAUGCCAGUUUCCUGGCCCCUGUGAUCAUUGUGCUCCUGUGGGUCAAGCCAAUUUCCCGGGAUCUCCUCUUGCACGCCCCGCUGGGCAAGGAAACAGUCCAAAUCAUGUCGGAUGCUGCCUUCAACUCGUUCCGCCUGUGGGCCAUCGUGGUGCUCUGCCUCCUCCGCCUGGCCAUGAUCCACCACCAUCUUCAGGCGUACUUGAAUCUCGCCCCACGUUGGGUGGAGCAGAUGAAGCGGGAAGCAGGACGGAUCGGUGUGGUGGAGAUCCAGCAACGGAUCACCAGAAUCUACUGCUAUGUAACUGUGGUCAGUCUGCAAUACCUGGGCCCCGUGAUUCUCACGCUGCACUGUGUGCUGCUCCUCAAAACUCUUGGCAACUAUUCCUGGGGACUUUAUCCUGAGCCCGCUUUGAUGUCACCUGCUGUGGACGCUGCCCCCGUUAUCCAGUUACCCUCGACGGACGCCAGCGGGGAGGACGUCCAGGCUGCUGUGGAGCAGAUCACAGGGGCCCUGGGUGCUCUGGGCACGGUCUUCACUCCGCUGUUCUACCGCGGGCUCCUUUCGUUUCUCACCUGGUGGGUAGCUGCCUGCCAGAUUGUCUCUAGCCUCUUCGGCCUCUAUUUCCAUCAGUACCUGGCUGCAUCGUAACUAGGCAGGCCCGGAGCUGGACUUCCUCAGGCCUCCCACCCUGUGCUGCUAUAGCCUUUGUGCCAGGACUCUGAUCUCGCCUGGCUGGCAGGUUGUAUCACAUCCCCUCUGCUGUGUGUGAGUGGGCAAUUCAUCAGUGUGGAGACGGGGCCAGCCGCCUUACCCCAGCAAAGGAGGAAUGCUCUUCACCCGCAGCCCUUCUCCUUUGCGCUGCCUGCUGCAACCUGGGAGUGGCAGAGGAUGGACAGGAACUGGUUCCAGGAUAGCUCUGCUCACCUGUGUAUCUUCCGACCUGAAAGACUCCAAGGGCGAAGCAGGUGCACGUUCCUCUCGGGUGCCCGUGGGGCUGCAGCACAGCAACAACAACAACAUCUCCACUCUUUUGAAAGAAGAUUCUAGUUCUCAGGAGCAUGAAAAUAUCUGACUGUGUGGGCGCUGGGGAAGGGGAGGGCUGCUGUUGUCCCUUAGAGUAGCCAGGAAACAGCUGUAUGCCCUCUGCACCUGCUCAAAACUUGAACUCAGGGCUACCCGACCUUUUUGAGCCUGCGGGCACCUGCGGAGUUCUGACACAAGGUGGUGGGCGCUGCCACAAAAAAUCUCAGGGAGUGACGUCCUGCAUAACUGUAAUAGUAACUCUCCAGCAUUUCAGGCAGAAGUUCUGUCUAACGGGACAACCUGUACAAAUGAACAUAUUGCUUAAAAAUAUUUUUCUUGCAGUCACCAGGGAAGAUCUUUUUGUUGUGGCGGCUGCUGCUACUGACACGAUUUUAGAAAAAUCAGCACAGCCACUGAGAUCUCCAGCGGGCCACGAGGAGAAGCCUCGACUGCCCGCUCUGUGGAAGCACGUGGCAGGCACCGGGAGAGGUGUCAGCAGGCAUCUGUGGGCACGGUGUUGGGGAUCCUCAAGUUAAAUCAGGGAGAAUACAGUCAAUUGGCUGCAGUGGGUGUUCUGGGCAGCAUAGCCGGGGUCUGGUAGUUUUUGCUCCUAACAUUUCACCCACAUCCGUGGCUGGCGUCUUCAGAGACGUGUCCUGGUAAAGGCGUGUUUCUCUCCGUGGCACAAAGCCCUCAACAGUACAAUAAAAGAAAUCUUUAUGCGC